Messenger RNA from Salvelinus fontinalis (brook trout), 4747 nucleotides. RefSeq names its product hexokinase HKDC1-like. Gene Ontology annotation, cellular component: mitochondrion; cytosol. Gene Ontology annotation, biological process: intracellular glucose homeostasis; glycolytic process; glucose 6-phosphate metabolic process. The record is from RefSeq and is a predicted model, not a curated record. Gene Ontology annotation, molecular function: D-glucose binding; mannokinase activity; ATP binding. The transcript is spliced from 6 exons. Lineage: Eukaryota; Metazoa; Chordata; Actinopteri; Salmoniformes; Salmonidae. The coding region runs from base 1432 to 1833 and encodes 133 amino acids.
AAGCUUUAUAACAAAUGGUUAUAAAAUGUCAUGUCAGUGAUUUUCUUGCCUUAUGACACUGAUUAUAAUGUCUUUAUAAUGAACACUUCAUACCACAUGAUAAAGGUUAUGUGACACUUAGAACGCAGCACAAGGUCUCAGCAUGGUCUAAGUGUUCUCUCUGAACUGGGAUUAGUUUUAGCCACUUUCAAAACCCAAGAGCCACUGGGAGUGUGAAUGGAGACAGAAUUUCAUUAUUUUCUAAUUUGUUACAAAACAAUCACAUUUGUGAACUGCUUGAAGCUGUUAUUUGAGAGAGGAUAUGAUGUUUCAACCUUCUGAAUUGUUAGAAAUGAAAGCAGUGAGCACUCUUAUACUGUGACUGAAAUGACCCUGGAUCCUCCAACCAAGGGCCUCCUAGGAAAAACAUGGGCUUGAUACCGUACAUACAUCUAGGCUUCCAUUUCUGUUGUUGAACCCAUUCUUUUCUUUUGAAUUGGACACAGUUAAAAGGUCCCAUGGUUCCAAAGGAAAGUGCUCUUUGGAAUAGAGCCAAGGCAUUGCUAGGAGUAGUGAGAGAGAAAGACUAGAGCUAGGCUACUCAUUACUGAGCCAAUGGAGGGGCCAUGGAUUAGGAAAACAACUAAUCGAGGAAGAAAAACACUCAUACAACACUCACAUUGUAGCUGAGGGGACACAGAGCCACAAGCUCAAGGACUAAAACAGCUUCCUCUCAAAGUUUAUGAGAUUGUUCUGAUUAAGGUUAUAUUGCUUUGAGAAGACACAGUUGUAGUUGCAGGAUAGAAUUUACAGGUAACAGAAGUGAACAUGUUUGCUGUGCACUUGCUCUCUUUCCAUUCCUCCAAGCCUCAGGAGGACCAAAUCAAGAAUGUGACACAUUUCUGAUGUGUGAAGGAUCGUAUUUGAUCAGAAACCUUUUUUUUUUGGUUAUAUGUACAUACUAGCGAGGAAAGAACUUGGCUUUGGACCUGGGAGGAAGUAACUUCCGGGUGCUGGUGGUGAAGAUCCGGAGUGGAAUAAGCAAGUCUGUCCGCAUGUACAACAAGAUCUACGCCAUCCCUCUGGAGAUCAUGCAGGGCACAGAGGAGGCGAGGCUGCCACUGCCCCACAGAGGAGUGUACUGGAGGAUCAAUGAGUUAUCCAGCUAACUUUGAUAAACAACCAGAAAUAACUAUGUUCUGCUUCAUUAAGAAAUCAAAACGUAGAUAUGUGUUUUGAUUGUUGAGUCGAUCAGCCCAUGCCCAUUUCGAGCUUAUCUUUAUAAAAAGUAAUAAGUUAUUUCAGAAUAUUUAGGCAAGUUAGCUGGCUAACUCAUUUAUCCUGCUUUGCAGGAUAGCCCUGUGGUGCCUAACCUUAACCUGACUCAAACAAAUUCUCUGUUUCCAGGUGUUCAACCACAAUUUCCAGUGCAUCUCAGAUUUUCUGGACAACAUGGGAAUGAAGAAUACUCGCCUCCCGCUUGGUUUCACCUUCUCCUUCCCCUGCAGACAGUCAGGAAUCGAUAAGGGAAGUUUGGUUAGCUGGACCAAAGGGUUCAAAGCCACAGACUGUGAAGGAAGUGAUGUGGUGGAAAUGCUGCGAGAAGCUUAUAAGAACAAGGAAUGGACGAGGAGUAACGUGUGUUACAUGGAGGAAAUGAGAAACAUGGAGAUGGUGGAGUGGGACAAGGGACGGACGUGUGUAAACACAGAGUGGGUCGGUUUAGGGGAGAAUGACUCCCUAGAGGACAUCUGGACCAGCUUUGACAGAGAAGUAGAUGAGGGGUCAUUGAACAACGGCAAACAAAGGUUUGAGAAGAUGACCAGCGUGACCGCUUGGCGCUACUGCAGGUGAGGUCCAUUCUGCCGCAGCUGCGUCUGGACAGCAUACGUGAUGACAGCGUCAUCGUCAAGGUGGUGUGGUCCAUUUUAUUUUUAUUUUUUAUUUUUCUUAACAACAAAUCAAUACAGGAAGUACAAGUGCGAACACAAGUAUAUAUAAAUAAUAUACAAAGGACAAUUGGGCUAGGGGGUACAAUAUCACGUUACAUAAGGACCUUAAGGGACAUAUAUAUACUUAUAAUUCUAACAGCUUUUUUGUUAGUAGAGUAUUUAAUUGUCUUAUUAAAAUAUAGUUCCAUUUAUUUUUGUAAGGUAAAAAAUGUGUUUGUUUUUUUGUAAAUUUACAUUCGUGGAUAUGAAAUUUGGCCAAAAGAAAAAUGAAAUGAAUUACAUAAAAUUGUUUCAUCUUAUUUCUAUUGUAGGUAAAUAAUCGAAGCAGUACAUCUCUCCACAAUAGUAUAAAAUCUUCAUAAAUGUGUUCAAUUAUAAAUCUACUGAUGUCUUGCCACAGUUUUCUUACAUGAAUACAAUGCCAAAAAAGAUGCAACACUGUUUCUGGGUAGUCAUUACAAAAGGUACAAUUUGAGUUUGUUUUCCUUAAACUUCUUCAUAUAGUGGUUGGCAGGAUAAUAUUUAUGAACAAUUUUAAAGGAAACUUCCUUAAUUUUGUUAACAAGUAGGUAUGUGUGUGGCAACAUCCAAACUUUUUCCCAACAGAUAUUAUCAAUAAAUCCAUUCCAAUAAGGCAUGACAUAAGGUAUAACAUCCUGCUGAAACAAGGUUCGUAUCGCUCUGUUGUUGAAUGGGCCAAAAGAGAAACAAAUCUUUCCUACUGAUGAGUCAACAGGGUCAACGGAAGGUAGGCUAUGAGGGUCAGGUCUUGACACGUUCCUGAAUAAUAAAGCAACACCUGAGGGAAUGGCGUCUAAAACAAUUGCAAAAUCUUUAGGUGUUACGGGGACCUUGUAAAUUGAUAAGAAUUCCUUAUAACUAAGUAAAAAACCCUCUGCAUUUACCAGUUGACUCAUCAAUAUGAUAUUAUUUCAGAACCAAUAUUCUAAAACCAAAUAAGUAUUUUUAUACAGUAUAUCACGAUUAUUCCAUAUAUAAUAUCUGUGUGGAGAAAAAUUAUGCUUAUAAAUUAAGGACCAUGACAAGAAAACCAGCCGAUGAAAAGCAGAAAGUUUCACUGGAACUUUGUCAAUAUUAUAAUUGCAAACCAACAUGAAGUUAAGGCCACCAAAAGUAGAGAAGACAUGAUGAGGAAUACAAUUCCAGAUAGAAGUGGGUCUUCUUAGGAAUUGUUUUAUCCAAUUGAUCUUAAAAAGUAGUAAAGUAGUAAAGUCCAGAAAAUUCCGCCCACCAUUCUCAUAAGUGUUCAUUUCAACAGUUUUCCUAAUGUAAUGGGUACGGUUUCUCCACAGAAAGUUGAAAAGCAUCUGGUCUAUCUCCUUGCUUAUUUUACUGUCAAGAUAUAAAGAUAGAGCGCCAUAUGUUAGUCUAGAGAUACCUUCGGCCUUGGUUAUUAGGACUCUUCUUUUAAAGAUAAGUCCCUCUGUAGCCAGAGAAGCUUCUAGACUUCUGAACCUUUGUAAUGGUUAUGCCUAAAUAUGUACAGUUGAAUUCAAAAGUUUACAUACACCUUAGCCAAAUACAUUUAAACAGUUUUUAACAAUUCCUGACAUUUAAUCCUCGUAAAAAUUCCCUGUCUUUGGUCAGUUAGGAUCACCGUUUAUUUUAAAAAUGUGAAAUGUCAGAAUAAUAGUAGAGAGAGUGAUUUAUUUCAGCUUUUAUUUCUUUCAUCACAUUCCCAGUGGGUCAGAAGUUUACAUACACUCUAUUAGUAUUUGGUAGCAUUGCUUUUAAAUUGUUUAACUUGGGUCAAAAAUGUCAGGUAGCCUUCCACUAGCUUCCCACAAUAAGUUGGGUGAAUUUUGGCCCAUUCCUCCUGACAGAGCUGGUGUAACUGAGUCAGGUUUGUAGGCCUCCUUGCUCCCACACGCUUUUUCAGUUCUGCCCAAACAUUUUCUAUAGGAUUGAGGUCAGGGCUUUGUGAUGGCCACUCCAAUACCUUUACUUUGUUGUCCUUAAGCUAUUUUGCCACAACUUUGGAAGUAUGCUUGGUGUCAUUGUCCAUUUUGAAGACCCAUUUGCGACCAAGCUUUAACUUCCUGACUGAUGUCUUGAGAUGUUGCUUCAAUAUAUCCACAAAAUGUUCCCCUCCUCAUGAUGCCAUCUAUUUUUUGAAGGGCACCAGGCCCUCAGCAAAGCACCCCCACAACAUGAUGCUACCACCUCCGUGCUUCACGGUUGGGAUGGUGUUCUUAGGCUUGCAAGGCUCCCCCCUUUUCCUCCAAACAUAACAAUGGUCAUUAUGGCCAAACAGUUCUAUUUUUGUUUCAUCAGACCAGAGGACAUUUCUCUGAAAAGUACGAUCUUUGUCACCAUGUGCAGUUGCACACCGUAGUCUGGCUUUUCUAUGGCGGUUUUAGAGCAGUGGCUUCUUCCUUGCUGAGCGACCUUUGAGGUUAUUUCGAGAUAUAGGACUUGUUUAACUGUGGAUAUAGAUACUUUUGUACCUGUUUCCUCCAGCAUCUUCACAAGGUCCUUUGCUGUUGUUCUGGGAUUGAUUUGCACUUUUUUUGCACCAAAGUACGUUCAUCUCGAGGAGACAUAAUGCAUCUCCUUCCUGAGCGGUAUGACGGCUGCGUGGUCCCAUGGUGUUUAUACAUGCGUACUAUUGUUUGUACAGAUGAACGUGGUACCUUCAGGCGUUUGGAAAUUGCUCCCAAGGAUGAACCUGUUACGAUGAGCGAAGGGGGGGACCCAAGAGCGGACCCAAACAAUCACACCAUAUGAGUGAGAGAGAGAGAGAGAGAGAGAGAGAGAAAGAGAGAGAGAGAGAGAGAGAGAGAGAGAGAGAGAGA